AUGGAUCUAGGUGACUAUCUACUUGUUGCUUUAGACCUUUGCAUUAGAGCUGAGGGCUGGCCACCUCUAGUCAGCCGUCAUGCCAGAAACCGCUCAUACAAAAUUAAAGGUCAAAAGUCAGAAGGGGAAAACCAUACAAUCACAUGCAGGGCAGCCAUUGCCUGGGCAACAAAUUCUCCUCUGUCAAUUGAAGAAGUGCAAGUUGAGCCCCCAAAGGCUGGGGAAGUUCGUAUUAAGAUGACAUCUUCAGGGAUCUGUGGUUCUGAUGAUCAUGUCUUGAAAGGAAUAAUCCCAGUGAAGUUUCCUUUAAUCCCAGGCCAUGAAGGAGCCGGGAUUGUGGAGAGUAUAGGUGAUGGAGUGAACUCCGUGAAACCAGGAGAUAAAGUCCUUACACUCAUUAUUCCACAGUGUAGAGAAUGUAGUUCCUGCUUACACCCCAAAGGCAACUUCUGUGAGAAGCAAGACAGAUUUACCUGCAAAGGAAAGAAGAUUUAUCACUCUUUCCGCACAAGUACAUUCACUGAAUAUACCAUUGUGCCUGAGAUUGCAGUGGCAAAAAUUGAUGAUGCUUCUCCUAUGGAUAAAGUUUGUCUCAUGAGCUGUGCAAUGCCUACAGGCUAUGGGGCUGCUGUUCAUUCAGCCAAGGUCACCCCUGGUUCCAUCUGUGUGGUCUUUGGACUUGGAGGAAUUGGCUCAGCCAUUGUCAUGGGCUGCAAAGCCUCUGGUGCUUCUAGGAUCAUUGGAGUUGACAUCAAUGAGGAGAAGUUUCCUCGGGCAAAAGCCUUAGGUGUCACUGAUUGUCUCAACCCUCAGAAACUCAAGAAGCCUGUCCAGCAGGUGGUGAGGGAAAUGACAGGCGUUGGUGUUGACUUUGCCUUUGAGGCCAUUGGACUCACUGAAACCAUGAUAGCUGCUUGGGACUCCUGCCACCUGAGCUACGGUGUCUGUCUGAUCAUCGGGGUGGCUCCACCAAAUUCGAAGCUUCCCCUUGAUGCAACAACAAUUAUCACUGGGAGGAUAAUGAAGGGCGUCUGUUUAGGAGAAUAUAAAACCAGAGACUGUAUUCCCCAAAUAGUGACUGCUUAUCUGCAACAUAAGGUUAAUGUCGAUCCAUUAAUAACCCAUCAGCUGCCUUUUGAACAAAUCCACGAAGCCUUUGAGUUGUACCAUGCUGGAAAAGUCAUCCGCUGUGUUCUGCUAUUCUGAGAUCCCAGGCGACAAAAGUUGUGAAGAUGUCCUUGGAGACUCCCUUCCUGUCCUGUUCCACCUCCCUGAUUAUUCCAGUACACAGGAAAGAGAAGCAUCAAAAAUGGAAAUGUAGUGUGGCUGUGCAAAAAAAAAUGUGCCUCUUGAAUGCCAUUAUAAUAAAAUAAGUUCUGAGAGCUAA
Molecule: messenger RNA, 1387 nt
Organism: Galeopterus variegatus (Sunda flying lemur)
Lineage: Eukaryota; Metazoa; Chordata; Mammalia; Dermoptera; Cynocephalidae
Product: alcohol dehydrogenase 1-like
Exons: 10
Coding region: 1-1206 (401 amino acids)
Biological process (GO): retinoic acid metabolic process; retinol metabolic process
Cellular component (GO): cytosol
Molecular function (GO): all-trans-retinol dehydrogenase (NAD+) activity; zinc ion binding
Source: RefSeq, a predicted model, not a curated record